Messenger RNA from Myotis myotis, 2150 nucleotides. It is a transcript of the gene LMNTD2, whose product is annotated as lamin tail domain containing 2. Gene Ontology annotation, molecular function: structural constituent of chromatin. The record is from RefSeq and is a predicted model, not a curated record. NCBI's taxonomy places the organism in Eukaryota, Metazoa, Chordata, Mammalia, Chiroptera, Vespertilionidae. The transcript has 15 exons. Gene Ontology annotation, biological process: chromatin organization. Gene Ontology annotation, cellular component: lamin filament. The coding region runs from base 1 to 2130 and encodes 709 amino acids.
AUGGCCCCCGAGUCUUGCCCAGAGGCUGGAGAGGCCGAGGAAGAGGCUCUCCCAUCUCCGGUGGGUGGAGAGGCCGUCAGCAGCCCCCUGGAGCCUCCAGAGGACACACCCGCAGACCUGGUCGCUCCCGCCGGCCUGAAGGACACCAAGUCCAGCUCCACACAAGCGGCCUCCCUGGGGUGCCGGCUUUGCAGACUGGCCCCCGAGUCCCUGGAUCCCCACACACUGCGGCUGCUGUGGAGGCAGCGGGAACUGGAGAUCCAGGCCCUGCGGUCCCUCCGUGACCAGCGGAACCAGCAGGAUGCCCGGCGCUCCCGCGUCCUGCGCGAGGUGGCCAGGCUUCCACUGCAGAGGAGCUAUCACAAUCAGGAAAAGCCCCUGCAGAUCCAGGUCCAGAAGCUGGCUCUGGAGUUAAAACAGCAAAAGGAACAGGCCCAGCUGGAGAAAAAGAAGCUGGAGGAGAAGCUGGAGCAGACCAAGACCGUGGUGCAGCAGCUGGAGGCCCAGCUGGAGGCCUUGCACAAGUCCUGCCUCGUGAAGCUGGCCAGCUCCUCCUGGGUGGGCCGCAUGCUGAGGUCAUCCACCGGCAGCGUGGAGGUGGUGACUGCGGAGACCCUGCUGGACCUCAGUGACCCCUCUGAAAAUGAUGAGGCCUCCCCUGCUCAGGAGGGUUUCCGGCUGGAGGAUGUGGACUGGAACGCCAUCGCCCAUCGAUUCCCCAACCUCUUGGCCAACAUGCAGUCGAGCUCGGAUUUCAAGCGCAACUCCCGCAGGCAGACCCUGCAGCUCCCAUCCGGCUCACCACCUGAAGAAAGUAGCUCCAGGCUGGACAAACCUGAAGAAAGUGGCUCCGGGUUGAGCAAACUGCCCAAGGAGUCUUUUCGCAAGAGUGUGGAGUGGAGCUCCCUGCCCCUCGUGGGCACCAGCAGCUCGGGGAGCUCUGAAUCUGACGCUCGCCGCGGCAUGCAGAAGGUGACAGGGCACCCGCCCCUGGCGCCAGGCCACAUUUCUCGCGAGCAGGUAGAGUCUCGGCACCACAGUUCCAUCCGGACCUCUCAGGACUCCCGUGCCAGGAGCUCCAUCAGGGGGUCGCAGGACUCUCGUGCCAGGAGCUCCAUCAGGGGGUCGCAGGACUCCCGUGCCAGGAGCUCCAUCAGGGCGUCGCAGGACUCGCGGCCUGGCAGCUUCCUCCGGAGUUCCAUCAGGGACUGGAAGGCCGAGUCUAAAGACCGGCUGGGCCCGGUGCGCAAGGCCCGCGUCGUGUCCGACCACUGGCAGCUGUCUCACCCCUGGAGCCGGAAGGGCUCCUGCGUGAAGAUCGCGGCCGUGAACCUUCGCGAGCGGUUCAUCUGCGUCCUCAACCAGUCGGUGGAGGAGACGGUCGACCUGGGCGGCUUCACGCUGCAGCAGCUGGAGCACGACUUCCCCGUGUACCUGUACCGCUUCCCGCCGCGCACGCUGCUGGCGCCGCAGCACCACGUCACGGUCUGGGGCAAGGGGUCCGGCAGCGCCAAGAAGCCGAUGCCCUCGUCCGUGGGCUGGGGACCCCGCCACGUCCGCUCCCGCCGCAGCUUGGUGACUCUGCUCCUGAGCCCCAAUGGCGAGCUCCUCAGUGAGCACCAGGCUCCGCACAGCGUGACGCCCGCCACGAGCACCCUCGACGACCACACCAACUUGUCCAUCGACCGCUUCCCGCUCCCGGAGGCCCAGCCUGGGGACGGCACUCCCGAGCAGGGGCGCCCGCCCCGAACCCCGCGCAACCGUCGGGCGCCCAAGGCCCGGGCCCGGAGCCGCCGGAGGCCGAGGACCCGGGCCCCGCUGCCGCGCCUGACCCCCAGCAAGCUCCUCGGCCCCGGGGAGGUGCCGGCGCCGCCCGAGCGCGCAGAGACCGACGCGCGGGAGCCUCUGCCCGCCAUCCCCCGUGAGCGUGCGGCAGAGGACGGGCCGGACCUCGCAGACUGUCAGGAAGGGAAGGAGCACAAGGAGCACAGGGUCCGGGUGUGCCGGAAGACCGUCGACCGGGACUGCCCGAUCGUGGCACUGUCGGUGCAGAGCAUGGCCGAGAAAAGAUUCGGUUUCCGCCUCCUUAGCUGCCCGCCCAUUCCCGUCAACGUGUAUCGCCCGGUGUAGAGCCGGGCUCGGGCGGCCUC